AUGGGGGCGCGCAGGACGCCGCCGCACGGCUCGCACGGUAGCGCGGACAUCUCCCACGAUGCGGACUCCUACCCUCAGGAGGUCGAGGUCGGCAACGUCGAGUACAAGCUGAAGCUCGUCUCGCCGACGCCGGCGCGCUUCCAGCAGCUGGUGACGCAGCUGGCUUACCGGCUUGCCGAGGGGCGGGGCCGUGCGGUUUACCUCCUCGGCGUGGAGGACGACGGCGCGCUCCACGGUCUCUGCCCUCGCGACAUGUCCGCGUCGCUUGGCACUCUCCGCCGGAUGUGCGGCCACGUUUCGGCGCGUAUGGUGGUCGCCGCGCAGCGGACCAAGGGCGUGCCGACGGGGCGGAUAGCCGAGGUGCGAAUCGAGCAGUUUGCGGAGUGCGCGCAGGUGGAGGUGCGGAUCGCGGUGCUGGGCAGCGCCCAGGCGGGCAAGUCUUCGGUGGUGGGCGUCCUCGCGGGCGCGCUCGACGACGGCAAGGGCUCCGCGCGGACGCUCGUGAUGCGGCACAUGCACGAGCUGGAGACAGGCGCAACGUCCUCCAUCUCACAGCAAGUGCUCGGCUUUGACGGCGCCUGCCGGCUGCUCAACUGGACGGAGGAGCUGCGCCUCGCGCCUGCUCAACUGGACGGAGGAGCUGGCGCGCACGACGUCGGAGCUGCGCUGCUCUGCGUCGGGGCGGACGUUGGCAUCACCGCGGCCACGCGGCUCCACGCGCUGCUUGCGGCGGGGCAGGGCGUCCUAGAAGCAGAGGACGCGGCGGUGCUGGCCGAGCCGCCCCCCUUCUCUGCGCACUGCCCCUGCCUCGCCCUCCCGCCCAGCGGCGCGGACGGCGGCAGCGAGGACGACAGCGGCGGCGCCGAGCCGGACGCCGCCGCCGCCGGCGCCGCCGGCGGCGGCGGAGGCGGCGGAGGCGGCGGAGGCGGCGGAGGCGGCGGAGGCGGCGGAGGCGGCGGAGGCGGCGGCGGCGGCGGAGGCGGCGGAGGCGGCGGCGGCGGAGGCGGCGGAGGCGGCGGAGGCGGCGGCGGCGGAGGCGGCGGAGGCGGCGGCGGCGGCGGCGGCGGUGGCGGCGGCGGAGGCGGCGGUGGGGGCGGUGGGGGCGGUGGGGGCGGCUUCGGCGCUGGCGACGGGGGCGCGGGCGGCGUCACCGGCAGCGGCGAGGGGAUGGGCACGUUGCUGCGCGGCGCACUCUGCGCGCGCGCCGCCGUCCCCUCGCCCGCCCCCGGCCGGUUGCUCGUCGGCCCCGACGCGCGCGGGCGUUGGGCGCCGGCGACGCUGCGGUCGAUCAAGUACAAGGAGCUCGGCGUCGGCCGCGCGGUCGCCGGCCAGUCCGCCACCGUCAGCUUGCAGGUUGCGGACGGCGGCGGCUUCAAGCUGCGGCGCGGCAUGGUCCUCGUCGACGAGCGCACGCGGCCGGCGCCGAGCGCCGCGCCGUCCGCCGUGUGGGAGUUCACCGCGCGCGUGACGGCGAUCCAGCUGCCGGCCGAGAUCCAGCUGCCGGCCAAGGUCGUGGCUGGCGCGGAGCUCGUGCUGUACUGUCUGGGCGUCAAGCAGGUCGCGCGCGUGCUGCCCGCCGUCAGGAGCGGCGACGCGUCGCCGCCGCACUCUUCCGCCCGAAGUGGCAGCGGAGGCAGCGAGAGCAGAGGCAGCGGAGGCAGCGAGAGCAGAGGCAGCGGCGGCAGCGGGGGCGGAGGCAGCGGAGGCAGCGAGAGCAGAGGCAGCGGCGGCAGCGGGGGCGGAGGCAGGGGGGGCGAGGGGAGGGGCGGCGCCGCGUGUGUGCUGCGCGAGGGUUCUGCAGGAGGGCGCGACCUCGGCGUCGCCGUCGGCCGAAUACACGCCACCGCAAGCGCGCCAGAGUGUGGCGAGGAGCAGCAGCAGGGAACUUAGCUGCACCGGGCGACUCCCACCCGGGAGUUCUUCCUACUCGCCGGAGGUGCCAUCGCAGAACGACCAUAGUCGCCGCCGCCGAAAGUAGACGAGCCCAAAAGGCGCGCAGGGCCGCAGCUGGUUGGCGAUUUUAUUAGAGGCGUGUGAAGCAGCGACGCGAGCGCAGCGCGCGCUCGGAAGGGAAAUAAAUGUUGGGCUCUGCCAGUCGUGACAGGGAGUCCGCUGCUUGCAGUUUAAAUGUUUUCCCUAAGU
Emiliania huxleyi CCMP1516 is the source of this 2142-nucleotide messenger RNA. RefSeq lists its product as hypothetical. Gene Ontology annotation, molecular function: translation elongation factor activity. Lineage: Eukaryota; Haptophyta; Isochrysidales; Noelaerhabdaceae. The record is from RefSeq and is a predicted model, not a curated record. Gene Ontology annotation, biological process: translational elongation. The coding region runs from base 1 to 1890 and encodes 629 amino acids. The transcript is spliced from 12 exons.